Molecule: messenger RNA, 3097 nt
Organism: Zophobas morio
Lineage: Eukaryota; Metazoa; Arthropoda; Insecta; Coleoptera; Tenebrionidae
Product: cytosol aminopeptidase-like
Biological process (GO): proteolysis
Cellular component (GO): cytoplasm
Molecular function (GO): manganese ion binding; metalloaminopeptidase activity
Source: RefSeq, a predicted model, not a curated record
GCGCCCCCUACCCUGUCACUCCUGUCGAUCGCCGAUGCCCGGCAGACCUGUCAAAAAUCAAUUUUGUGAUUUGUUGAUCUCGCGACUUGGACGUUGGAAUGCGGAAAAGUUCCACGUUUUUGCGUGCUAAAAACCACCCAAAUCGGAAACUGUCCCCGUUGAUACGUAAGUCUGCCGCAUUCUCGUGUUGGAAGUAAGGAUGGCAUUAUCUUUGAGGUGCAAGAGGCUUCUCAGGUUAUCCAUCCCCAGCAGACACUUUCUGAGGUCGUGCUCCACCACUUUGCCCGAAAAAAAAGGUCUGGUUUUGGGUGUGUACAGCGACGAUGAGUGUGGAGGGUUGGAGCUAACCCCAGCUGCCCAGAAAUACAACCAAAUUAGUCAAGGGAAACUGUUGGAGCAACUUAAGCUAACGGGAAAUAAGGUUAAGGAAGGCAAGACUUUCCAAUUUUGGGGACUGUGCGAGGACUUUCAAUCUGUUGUAGUCGUAGGGUUAGGAAAAAAGUCGAAACAAAGGGACGAUUUAGAGUUGAUAUGCGAAGAAAAAGAAACCGCUCGAAUAGCCGCUGCAGCCGGUUGCAGAGUUCUCUCCGCCUCCGACAUCAAAACCAUCCACGUCGAAAGCUUCGGCGACGCCGCCGCCUCCGCUGAAGGCAGCACUCUCAGCACCUACAAAUUCCAAGAAUACAAAACCAAAAAAUCCCCCCUCCCCCACGUCUCCCUCUUCACUUCAACCCCCGAAGAACCCACCCAAUGGGAGCGCGGCACCAUCACAGCCUCCGCCCAAAACCUCGCCCGCAAACUCAAAGACACGCCCUCCAACCUAAUGACGCCCACCAUCUUCGCCGAAACCGUCCUCCAGCUCGCCACGCCCCUCGACAUCUCCGUGCAAAUCCGCGACAAGCAGUGGGCGGAGCGCGAGAAAAUGGGCGGCGUUCUGGCAGUAGCGCAGGGCUCCAACGAGCCUUUGCGUUUCCUCGAACUGUCGUACAAGAAGAGCGACUCCGACCCCUUCGUUUUAGUGGGGAAGGGGGUGACUUUCGACUCGGGGGGCAUCAGCAUCAAGCCGUCUGCCGGAAUGGACGAGAUGAGGGGCGACAUGGGGGGCGCCGCUAGCGUGGUGGCGGCGGUGUACGGCUUGGCGCGCUUGGGGGUGGCGACGCACGUGAAGGUGUUGGUGCCGCUGGUGGAGAACAUGCCUUCAGGGGGCGCCAUCAAGCCGGGGGAUGUGAUUACGACGAGGAGCGGGAAGACGGUGUGUGUGGACAACACGGAUGCGGAAGGAAGGUUGAUUUUGGCGGAUGCGUUGUCGUACAGUGGGGUUUUUAAGCCGAGGUGGGUUCUGGAUAUAGCGACUUUGACGGGCGCGAUCAGGGUGGCCUUGGGUGGGGCGGCGUGCGGGGUUUUUAGUAAUUCGAAUGCGUUGUACGAGGGGUUGGAAGAGGCGGGGUCGAGGACUGGAGACAGGAUGUGGAGGAUGCCGCUGUGGAAGUACUAUACGAAGAUGGUGGCGGAGAAUACGGCCUAUGAUGUUAACAAUCUGGGGAAAGGGAAGGGAAGAGGUGGGUCGUGUACGGCGGCGGCGUUUUUGAAGGAGUUUAUUCCCGAGAAGACCGACUGGCUGCAUAUUGAUAUGGCCGGGGUUAUGGGUCAAGACGAGUACUUCACCUAUUUGGGGAAAGGAAUGUCUGGAAGACCCACCAGGACCUUGAUCGAUUUUAUAGAAGCUCAAUCUACAAAAACGGGAAAUAAGGUUAAGGAAGGCAAGACUUUCCAAUUUUGGGGACUGUGCGAGGACUUUCAAUCUGUUGUAGUCGUAGGGUUAGGAAAAAAGUCGAAACAAAGGGACGAUUUAGAGUUGAUAUGCGAAGAAAAAGAAACCGCUCGAAUAGCCGCUGCAGCCGGUUGCAGAGUUCUCUCCGCCUCCGACAUCAAAACCAUCCACGUCGAAAGCUUCGGCGACGCCGCCGCCUCCGCUGAAGGCAGCGCCCUCAGCACCUACAAAUUCCAAGAAUACAAAACCAAAAAAUCCCCCCUCCCUCAAGUCUCCCUCUUCACUUCAACCCCCGAAGAACCCACCCAAUGGGAGCGCGGCACCAUCACAGCCUCCGCCCAAAACCUCGCCCGCAAACUCAAAGACACGCCCUCCAACCUAAUGACGCCCACCAUCUUCGCCGAAACCGUCCUCCAGCUCGCCACGCCCCUCGACAUCUCCGUGCAAAUCCGCGACAAGCAGUGGGCGGAGCGCGAGAAAAUGGGCGGCGUUCUGGCAGUAGCGCAGGGCUCCAACGAGCCUUUGCGUUUCCUCGAACUGUCGUACAAGAAGAGCGACUCCGACCCCUUCGUUUUAGUGGGGAAGGGGGUGACUUUCGACUCGGGGGGCAUCAGCAUCAAGCCGUCUGCCGGAAUGGACGAGAUGAGGGGCGACAUGGGGGGCGCCGCUAGCGUGGUGGCGGCGGUGUACGGCUUGGCGCGCUUGGGGGUGGCGACGCACGUGAAGGUGUUGGUGCCGCUGGUGGAGAACAUGCCUUCAGGGGGCGCCAUCAAGCCGGGGGAUGUGAUUACGACGAGGAGCGGGAAGACGGUGUGUGUGGACAACACGGAUGCGGAAGGAAGGUUGAUUUUGGCGGAUGCGUUGUCGUACAGUGGGGUUUUUAAGCCGAGGUGGGUUCUGGAUAUAGCGACUUUGACGGGCGCGAUCAGGGUGGCGUUGGGUGGGGCGGCGUGCGGGGUUUUUAGUAAUUCGAAUGCGUUGUACGAGGGGUUGGAAGAAGCGGGGUCGAGGACUGGGGACAGGAUGUGGAGGAUGCCGCUGUGGAAGUACUAUACGAAGAUGGUGGCGGAGAAUACGGCCUACGAUGUUAACAAUCUGGGGAAAGGGAAGGGAAGAGGUGGGUCGUGUACGGCGGCGGCGUUUUUGAAGGAGUUUAUUCCCGAGAAGACCGACUGGCUGCAUAUUGAUAUGGCCGGGGUUAUGGGUCAAGACGAGUACUUCACCUAUUUGGGGAAAGGGAUGUCUGGAAGACCCACUAGGACCUUGAUCGAUUUUAUAGAAGCUCAAUCUACAAAGUAAUAUAACAAUAUAAAUAUUUGAGUAUAA